CCUACUUAAACCUUCAACUAACCUUUUAACUAAACGCAACUUGGAACAGUUGUCGUAUCUGCGCAACGCCUCUUAUGUUCAACCAGAGUUACAGUUUUGUUUUAACAAGUGUGCGUUCCAACUUGGUGUACAUAUUCAAAAGUCGAAGACGAUCAACAAUAUUAUUAACUCGUCGCAAUCAUCGUGCUACUCCCUCCAGUAAAAACCUGACCAAACUUCAGAUAAAGGUUAAGACCACAACACCAAUCCUUUGAAAUGUGUUUAGGAUAUCAGUACGCAUGUACAGCUAAAGAUAUGCGCACGUACACAUCAAUUGUAUUUUUUACGAGUUUCGUUUUAUCGCAUUGUGUGACAAUACAUUGGAGUGACGAAGUUGAUAUCAUAAGUAAAAAAAUAAUCGAACUGAACCCUAUGCACAUCACAGGAGUAUUAUCUGAUUUGAUAGUUAUAUCUGCACCGAUCGUACCAAACGCUCGAUACUACUUGUACAAUCCUAACGGAGACCCGAUAAAAUUGAACAUCAGUCGCCCAACAUACCCAGCACCAGAAGGGAACACAAUCGACAACCAAUACGACUCAAUAGUUAUAAAGUAUGCUGACCAACUCAAAGGCAUAUACCCGCUGAGCGACUACAAAGUCUUCAAUCUAUGUUCCAAAGACGCAGACAGCAAUGAGACAUUUGAGAAAUACGCUAAUAAAAUGUAUGCGAACGACUUCAUUAUUGGUCCCUUGACAGAGGAGGAUCAUGGCAAUUGGGCGAUAAGCGCAUACAGCCAAGACAAAGAUGGAAAUUGGACUGAGGUUUAUCGAGUUAUUACUAUAGAAAUUAUAGAGUACAUACCACCAAAGCCGAGAAUAGCCAAACUGCGUGAAGGGGACACAUUUGAGUUCAGUUUUGCGCAUCCUAUCGCACAAAUGACUAGUUGCGAACUGACCGCACCAAGAUCAACGUUCGACAGAUUUUAUGAGAGGGACCACAUCAACAUGGGAUCGUGUGGCUACAUUAUAAAGAAUGUAACAAAGCAAGACCAAGGCACGUGGAGGAUAAUGGGUGUGGGCAGAGUUAACUACGGCACCCAAGUUUAUUUGGAGGUGCUCAACGGUGUUGCGACGUAACCUGCAUUUGAAAAGUUGUUUUUACAUAUUAUUCAUCAUGUCU
Chilo suppressalis (striped riceborer) is the source of this 1159-nucleotide messenger RNA. The record is from the annotation of a GenBank genome assembly. NCBI's taxonomy places the organism in Eukaryota, Metazoa, Arthropoda, Insecta, Lepidoptera, Crambidae.